This is a messenger RNA of Saccharomycodes ludwigii, 2871 nucleotides long. RefSeq names its product DNA-dependent ATPase RAD54 (gene RAD54). Gene Ontology annotation, cellular component: nucleus. Gene Ontology annotation, molecular function: DNA translocase activity; hydrolase activity, acting on acid anhydrides; ATP-dependent chromatin remodeler activity. The transcript has a single exon. Gene Ontology annotation, biological process: double-strand break repair via synthesis-dependent strand annealing; reciprocal meiotic recombination. NCBI's taxonomy places the organism in Eukaryota, Fungi, Ascomycota, Saccharomycetes, Saccharomycodales, Saccharomycodaceae. The record is from RefSeq and is a predicted model, not a curated record. The coding region runs from base 1 to 2871 and encodes 956 amino acids.
AUGGCCAAAAGCAGAUUUCCUGAUAGACCACCCAAUGGUACAGGCUUUGGUAUUACUCCCAAAAAACAACCAAACCCAUUUAAUAUAACCCAGUCAUAUGAGAAACUAACAAGACCAUUCAAAAUACCAUUAAACCAUGGCACAAGAAACAGAGUCAAUAAAGCUGGUACCAUAAGUACUGUUACGAGAAGCACUAGGAAAGCUGCUUUAGUAGCGCAGGAUAGAGUCUCAAAAGCAUUAGAUUUAAACCAUGUAUUACAAGAAAACGAAGAGAAAGAAGAAGAAUAUACGUCUACAACUGUUAUUAAGCAAAGAUAUGACGCUCUAAGUUCUACUAGAUAUUUAGAGGAUUCAAAAAAUAUUGAAAUUAAAUUGCAUUCCAAAUUUAAUGUACCUAUUAAGAAUUACGUAAGGUCCCAUAAUCUAAAUUUAAGACUAGGUAUGAAACCUAAGUUGAUAGACCUACCUCCACGUCCAUUACAUGAUCCGUACGACGAUUUGGCUAUUGUAUUAUAUGAUCCUACUACAGAUGGUGAUAUGCCUGAUGAAGGUGAUGAUAUCCAGGAAGAACCGAGUUGCUCUACUACCACUACCGAAGAACAAACUAAUAAAGGUGCCACUCCAAGUACAACGACUGACAAAAAACUAGUCAAUAUACAUCCUCCUAAAAUGAAUAAUGGUGUUAAAAAUAAGUCAUUAAAAGAAUUAUUAGGAAGUGAUACUAAUGAUGAGGGAAAACAAAAAGAGAAAAAAAAAUAUGGUAACGUUGCCGUUGUCAUUGAUCCUAAACUGGGCAAGAUUUUAAGACCACACCAAAUCGAAGGUGUCAGGUUUUUAUACAGAUGUGUUACCGGUUUAGUAAUGAAAGAUUUUAUUAAGGAAAAGAGUAACCUGCUAUUAUUACCCUCUACUCCUUCAACACCGUUACCAUCACCGGAUGAAUAUGGUAUUGAGGGCGAGGAAGCAGAAAAAGAAUCACAACAUAUUAAGAAGAAAAAAAAGAAAAAGACUAAAAAAGAAAUUGAAGAAGAAGAAUUAAAUAUUAAAUUUAAAAACCAAUCUUCUCAUGCUAAAAACGCAUAUGGAUGUAUUAUGGCAGAUGGAAUGGGAUUGGGUAAAACUUUACAAUGCUUGGCUUUAUUGUGGACUCUUUUGAGGCAAGGUCCUAAUGGUAAACCUACAAUCAACAAGGCUAUAAUUGUAUGUCCCUCGAGUUUAGUUGGUAAUUGGGCCAAUGAAAUUGUCAAAUGGCUAGGUGCAAAUGUAUUAACUCCCUUGGCAAUUGAUGGUAAAAAACAUUCCACCAAUGGUUUAUCAGUAUCUGAUGCGAUUAGGCAAUGGGCUAAUGCAUGUGGGAGGCAGAUUGUUAAGCCUGUGCUAAUCAUAUCGUAUGAAACUUUAAGAAGAAAUGUAGACUCUCUAAGCAAUUGUCUAGUUGGGUUAAUGUUGGCUGACGAGGGCCAUAGGUUAAAAAAUGAGGACAGUCUAACUUUUACUGCCCUAAACAGUAUUAAUUGCAAUAGAAGAGUCAUUUUAUCAGGUACACCAAUCCAAAACGAUUUGAGUGAGUAUUUUGCACUAUUAAAUUUUUCAAACCCUGGUCUAUUGGGUACAAGAAAUCAAUUUCGUAGAAAUUUUGAAAUACCCAUUAUAAGGGGGAGAGAUGCAGAUGCGGACAAGGAAGAAUGUUUAUUAGGACAAAAGAAACUACAAGAUUUAAGUGAUAUUGUUUCCAAAUUUAUUAUUAGAAGGACAAAUGAUAUUUUAGCCAAGUAUUUGCCAUGCAAAUACGAACACGUUGUUUUUUGCAAAUUAAGUCCGUUCCAAGAAAAAUUGUACAAAUAUUAUAUAAAAUCUAGAGAUUUAUUAAAAUUCUCCGGUGAUCUUGACAAUCUAGAAGAAACAACUAGUACAAACAAUAAAGCAGAUACACCAUUGAAGUGCAUCGGUGUUUUGAAAAAACUAUGCAAUCAUCCUGAUUUAAUUGAUUUUGAAAAAGAUAUGCCAGAGAUUGAUUUGAAUGAUAACUUAUUAAUUCCAGAGGAAUAUGAUCCAUCAUACUUACAUUCCGUUGGGACUGGGCGUCGUGGUGGUGGCAGCGGCGGUAAUAGAGGCAUUCAAACACUUGGUAUAUCUUCGAAAUUUAGUAUUUUGGAAAGAUUUUUAUUUAAAAUUAGAACAGAGUCAAACGAUAAAAUAGUUAUCAUAUCAAAUUAUACUCAAACUUUGGAUUUGAUUGAUAAAAUGUGCCGCAGUAACAGUUAUGGUUCAUUAAGAUUGGAUGGUACUAUGUCGGUUAAUAAAAGACAAAAAUUGGUUGAUAAAUUCAAUGAUCCAAGUAGCAACGAGUUUAUCUUUUUAUUAAGUUCUAAAGCAGGCGGUUGCGGUAUUAACUUAAUUGGUGCUAAUAGAUUAAUUUUGAUGGAUCCAGAUUGGAAUCCAGCUGCAGAUCAACAGGCUCUAGCUCGUGUUUGGAGAGAUGGCCAGAAAAAGGAUUGCUUUAUUUAUAGGUUUAUUUGUACUGGAACAAUAGAAGAAAAGAUAUAUCAACGUCAAUCAAUGAAAAUGAAUCUUUCAUCUUGUGUUGUGGAUGAAAAGGAGGAUGUGGAGAGAUUAUUUAGUUCAGAUAACCUAAGAAAGUUAUUUAUAUAUGAUGGUAAUUGCGAUUGUGAUACCCACAAUACUUUCAAUUGCAAGCGUUGUAAAAAUGGGAAACAAAUUAUCAGAUCCAGUGCUAUGCUAUAUGGAGAUGCUACUACAUGGAAUCAUCUGAAUCACGUUGGCUUACAGAAAACCAAUGAUCACCUACUAAAAAACGAGUUUCAGUUCAAGGAUAUAAGUUAUGUUUUUCAAUAUAUCUCGCAUACUUGA